Molecule: messenger RNA, 588 nt
Organism: Peniophora sp. CBMAI 1063
Lineage: Eukaryota; Fungi; Basidiomycota; Agaricomycetes; Russulales; Peniophoraceae
Source: the annotation of a GenBank genome assembly
AUGUCGAACAACUUCGCCACAUUCGCCCCUUACGCGCCACCACCUGACGAACAGCCGGCAGAGCAAUCCAAGCCGUCGACAUCGCGUUUCGCUCGUCCCUGGUUCCCUACGCAGCAGUCCUCGACACGGGAGAUCCAGUCCUACCAGUCCGGUGGCGUGCCAAUAUGGGACUCUGGCGCGGCGACGGGCUUCGGCUCUGAGGAAAUUGCCGCAGCGGCGGAGGAGGGCUCGCCGUCUGCUAACUGGGAGACAAGGUUCGGCUACCGUGUAGAUGUCCUGGCGGCGUUUGCCUACGUCCUUGGGCCCGUGUCAGCUUUCCUGCUACUGAUAUUCGAGACAUCCAAUGACUACGUUCGCUUUCACGCCUAUCAGUCAGCUCUAUUCACGACACCGCUGGUACUCAUGCGCAUCAUGGCUACUAUCCUUGGAUUUUGGGCAUGGUUGAGAUUUCUCUUGACCUUGAUAUGUGUCGUACCUCCCUUGUACAUGGCGUACCAGGCUUUCAUUGAUGCGUCGAGGAACGGUCUCGCUCGCUAUCAUAUACCCUUCGUUGGUGACCUCGCAGAACAAUGGCUGGAGGACGAGUAG